Messenger RNA from Mya arenaria, 597 nucleotides. RefSeq names its product short-chain collagen C4-like. The transcript is spliced from 2 exons. The coding region runs from base 1 to 582 and encodes 193 amino acids. The record is from RefSeq and is a predicted model, not a curated record. NCBI's taxonomy places the organism in Eukaryota, Metazoa, Mollusca, Bivalvia, Myida, Myidae.
AUGACGUUUUCCCUUCCGGGUGCCGUGUACGUGAGAUGGGGACGAACUACAUGCCCGACAAAUGGAACUGAUCUGGUGUACACGGGUUACACUGCAGGAAAUAGCUAUAAUCAGGGCGGUGCUGCCGAAUACCUUUGCCGGACUUCAGAACCUAUCUGGAGCGUUUAUGACGACACUGCACAGAGAUAUUCAUCCAAGGUCUAUGGCACUGAAUACGAGUUCGAACUUUACACGAACGGAGGAGCCCAGUUCUUUGGCAAGAAUCUUUUCAACCAUGACGCCCCUUGUGCAGUCUGUCACACGUCUCGACGAACCACCAUCAUGAUCCCUGGCAGGAACCAGUGUUACCCCGGGUGGACAAAGGAAUACUCUGGCUAUCUGGUGUCUACUUUGUCAGGGUAUUCAGGCUACUCAUCCCCUUCAAACUACGCAUGCUUAGAUUCUGACGCCGAGUUUGAAAGUGCAGACUAUGAAGACAAAGAUGGAAAGCUGAUGUACCUUGUCGAAUCCAUUUGUGGAUCCCUUCGAUGUCCACCGUAUGUAAAUUAUCGUGAAUUAACAUGUGUUGUGUGCAGCAAAUAAAUAUACAAUAAUUAA